AUGAAUUCUGGAUUCUUGCAAGCCUUCCAGAGGGCACUCACCUGCCCCAUCUGCAUGAACUACUUCAUAGACCCAGUCACCAUAGACUGUGGGCACAGCUUUUGCAGGCCCUGUUUAUACAUCAGCUGGCCAAACUUCCCAGUUCUUGCUAAGUGCUCUGAGUGCAAGAAGACAACAUGGCAGAGAAACCUCAAAACUGACAUUCGUGUGAAGAAGAUGGCUUCCCUUCUCAGAAAAGUCAGUCUCCAGCAGUUCCUGAGCGCUGAGGAGCAAAUGUGUGGGGCUCACAGGGAGACAAAGAAGAUGUUCUGUGAAGUGAACAAGAGCCUGCUCUGUUUGCUGUGCUCCAACUCUCAGGAACACCAAGAUCACAGACACUGUCCCAUUGAAUGGGCUGCUGAGGAAUGCCGG
Molecule: messenger RNA, 411 nt
Organism: Sapajus apella (tufted capuchin)
Lineage: Eukaryota; Metazoa; Chordata; Mammalia; Primates; Cebidae
Product: tripartite motif-containing protein 48-like
Exons: 1
Molecular function (GO): zinc ion binding
Source: RefSeq, a predicted model, not a curated record